CCAUAACUACUUCCAUAAGACUAACUCCACUCAAGUUUGUUUUUAUUCGGCCUAUAAAUUCACUGUGCUUGAAGCUCUUAAACCAAUUCUGAGAAGUUCCCUCUCAGCCAAAGUAAAUCUAUUGCGUUUAGGGUUUGGUCUUCUUCAGGAUUUCAGCGAUUCAAUCUCACUCUCACUCCACGAUCAGGCGAAUCUCAUUCUCACUCCACGAUCAGGCGAACCAGUUGCUAUUCGUUUUUUGUUGAUUGUUUGCUGCUGCUGCUUCUGAAAUCGUUCUAGGAUUUGAUAUUCCUUUUAUAAAAGAGAGAAAAGAUAUUGUCUACAAAAUUUGUUCCAUAACAAUAUCAUUCUUCUAAGAAGAAGAAGAAAAUUUUUUAAACAAGAAAAGAGAACAAAAUUGACUUUGUGACAAUAUAUAUUCAUAAAUGGCAAACCCGGGAUUAAGUAACAGGGAUAACCGGCAGCGUUUGGGCAUUACAGAGCCCAUCUCAUUGGGUGGCCCAACAGAAUACGAUGUGAUGAAAACGAAGGAGGUUGAAAAGUAUUUGCAAGAUGCUGGAUUGUACGAGAGUCAGGAAGAGGCUGUUGGUAGGGAGGAGGUGCUUGGCAGACUAGACCAGAUUGUGAAAGUAUGGGUCAAAACGAUUAGUCGGGCUAAGGGUUUGAAUGAGCAACUGGUGCAAGAAGCGAAUGCAAAGAUUUUCACAUCCGGUUCUUAUCGAUUAGGGGUGCAUGGCCCAGGUGCAGAUAUAGACACUCUCUGUGUUGGACCCAGAUAUGCAACAAGAGAAGAGGAUUUCUUUGGUGAACUACAUAGAAUGCUAGCAGAGAUGCCUGAAGUUACAGAAUUGCACCCGGUGCCUGAUGCUCAUGUUCCAGUGCUGAAGUUUAAGUUUGGUGGGGUUUCCAUAGAUUUACUCUAUGCUAAACUGCCACUCUGGGUUAUUCCUGAAGAAUUAGAUAUAUCAAACUAUUCUAUACUAGAAAAUGUAGAUGAACAGACCGUUCGCAGUCUGAAUGGGUGUAGGGUCACUGACCUAAUUCUGCAAUUGGUUCCAAACAUCCAGAAUUUCCGCACUACUCUGAGGAUCAUCAGAUUGUGGGCAAAAAAUCGCGGUGUUUAUUCUAAUGUUUCUGGAUUUCUGGGUGGGAUAAAUUGGGCAUUGCUUGUUGCUCGGAUUUGCCAAUUAUAUCCUAAUGCAUUGCCUAAUAUGUUAGUAUCUCGGUUCUUUAGAGUGUAUACUCAAUGGCGGUGGCCCAACCCAAUUAUGUUGUGCAACAUUGAAGAAGGAGGAUCUCUUAGUCUUCAAGUUUGGAAUCCUAGAAGAAAUCGAAAAGAUAGAUAUCAUCUAAUGCCAAUAAUUACUCCGGCUUAUCCUUCUAUGAAUUCCAGCUACAACGUCUCGUCAAGUACUUUACGAAUUAUGUCAAAAGAAUUUCAGAGGGGGAGUGAGAUCUGUGAGGCUAUGGAAUCGAACAAGGCAGACUGGGAUACUCUUUUUGAGACAUUUCCCUUUUUCGAAGCUUAUAAUAAUUAUCUACAAAUUGACAUCAGUGCAAAAAAUGCUGAUGAUUCUAGAAAUUGGAAAGGUUGGGUGGAAUCUCGUCUACGUCAGCUAACAUUGAAGAUUGAGAGGCACACUUACAACAUGCUUCAGUGUCACCCCCACACUGGUGGUUUUUCAGACAAAUCCAAACCUUUUCAUUGUAGCUACUUUAUGGGUUUGCAAAGAAAACAAGGAGUUUCUGCGAAUGAAGGUGGAAUCUUUGAUAUAAGGGCAACUGUUGACGAGUUUAAACAGGCAGUGAACGUGUAUACUUUGUGGAAGCCCGGAAUGGAGAUCCGUGUAUGCCAUGUAAAAAAGAAAAACAUACCUGAUUUUGUGUUCCCUGCUGGAGUUUGUCCGCCCUGCCCAUCCAAGUUAGCUAGAGCUUUGGAACUAAAGGCUUCGUCUGGACGCAAGAGAAAGCGACCUGAUAAUGAUGUUGAAAACAAGACAAGUGUAAACUCUGUGGCCCCCUUUGGUGGGGAUGUUCUUGACACAAGCUCCCCCACUAGUACCGCAAACAUCCCAUCUCAGAAUGGCAACCACAACAGUGAAGUAUCAUCAUCAAGCAGUUUGCCAACCAAAACUUCACUAGAAAUUGUUGCUCAUGCAUCAAGUUCUAUUGUAGCAGAGAAGAUGGAUAUUGAAGAAGUCAUGCUGGGCUCAUAUGCUCCUCAUCAAGCUGUGUUAGAAGAGCUUGAAGAUGUUUUGGAACAUAGAAAUAAAGUGACGUGCGAGUCUUCUAUGAAAAAUGAGCCAGGCGUUCUGGUAACCUCGCUAUGUGGAACUGGUUCAUACUCUAAUGGUGGCUUAGAGGAGCUUGAGCCUUCUGCACCAGUUUCAAAGGGAUGUUAUGCUUCUAUCCCACAGCGAAAGCCUAUCAUAAGAUUAAGAUUCACUUCCUUGGCUAAAACUAUUACUUGAAGCUAGUAAAGAUUUGACAUGUUCCUAUCAUUAUUGUAAAAAUUCUUUUAUAUAAUUACUGUAAUAUAAUAUAUGAGAUUUGACAUGUUAAAAUUGUAAAAACUAAAGUGACGUUUGGUUACAAAAUAAAAGUAGAAUAUAAUUUUGCUUGUUAGAGAUUUUGGAAUAACUGAAUAAGAAUUAUUAUGUUUGGUAUA
This is a messenger RNA of Humulus lupulus (European hop), 2668 nucleotides long. Its product is annotated as nuclear poly(A) polymerase 1-like. Gene Ontology annotation, molecular function: RNA binding; poly(A) RNA polymerase activity. The record is from RefSeq and is a predicted model, not a curated record. NCBI's taxonomy places the organism in Eukaryota, Viridiplantae, Streptophyta, Magnoliopsida, Rosales, Cannabaceae. The transcript has 13 exons. Bases 426 to 2471 code for a protein of 681 amino acids. Gene Ontology annotation, cellular component: nucleus.